AUGGUCUCUUCCUGCCUUCUGGAGCUUGUGGUUCUACAGCAGCCGGGUGAAUGUUCUCAGAAAUGCUACAACAUCUUCAUCAUCGAGACGAUCUGCGUGGCCUGGUUCUCUCUCGAGUUCUUCUUGAGAUUUGUCCAAGCCAAGAGCAAGUGGCAGUUCUUCAGGGGUCCCCUGAACAUCAUCGAUGUCUUGGCCAUCUUGCCGUAUUACGUUUCCCUCCUCGUGGAGGACGAGCAGAAGACCAUUCAGAAGCCGGGCAGCAACUCGUACCUGGAGAAGAUCGGUCUUGUGCUGCGGGUCUUGCGUGCCUUGAGGAUACUGUACGUCAUGCGGCUGGCCCGACACUCGCUGGGCCUGCAGACGCUGGGGCUGACGGUGCGCCGCUGCACCCGCGAGUUCGGCCUGCUCCUGCUCUUCCUCUGCGUGGCCGUCACGCUAUUCGCUCCUCUCGUCCACCUGGCGGAAAAUGAAAUGGGCCGGUGCCAGGAAUUUACCAGCGUCCCUGCGUCCUACUGGUGGGCCAUCAUCUCCAUGACGACGGUGGGCUACGGCGACAUGGUGCCCAGAAGUAUCCCGGGUCAGGUGGUGGCCCUGAGCAGCAUCCUGAGCGGCAUCUUAAUCAUGGCCUUCCCCGCCACCUCCAUCUUCCACACGUUCUCGCGCUCGUACGCUGAGCUGAAGCGUGACCAGGAGAGACUCCACAGUCGUCUUGUGAGGACAAAGGACGCCAACCAGUCGGGCGAGAGCGACACCUUCAACGACACGGACAGCCUCGUCUCCGAGGACACCUACAGGUACUUCUAUACCGGCAAGUAGGUGACACCCCCCAGACUUCCAGGACAAGCCAUGCGCCCCCAAUA
Molecule: messenger RNA, 860 nt
Organism: Bufo bufo (common toad)
Lineage: Eukaryota; Metazoa; Chordata; Amphibia; Anura; Bufonidae
Product: potassium voltage-gated channel subfamily G member 4-like
Exons: 2
Coding region: 1-816 (271 amino acids)
Biological process (GO): potassium ion transmembrane transport
Cellular component (GO): membrane; voltage-gated potassium channel complex
Molecular function (GO): delayed rectifier potassium channel activity
Source: RefSeq, a predicted model, not a curated record